Pseudo-nitzschia multistriata is the source of this 2765-nucleotide messenger RNA. The record is from the annotation of a GenBank genome assembly. NCBI's taxonomy places the organism in Eukaryota, Bacillariophyta, Bacillariophyceae, Bacillariales, Bacillariaceae.
CAGUGAAACAAGUGUGGGUUUCAAUUGGGUUAAUUGAAUUGCAUCGAGAGAGAGGAGGAAUGGGCAGAGCAAUCUUUCGCACUGUUUCUUCAUUUGCYCAGACCAUAUCGACAAGAUCCARAACAACAACUUCGACAAGUUCCCCCUGCUCCGUUGGAUUUCUGUUCCGCAAUUCUAAUUUCAAUUUGACAGAAAACAAUAGCAUCGGGUGCCAAACAAGCAAUACUAUGCGACUACAAUCUUCCGUUGCAACAAGAGCAUCAGCGAUCUAUUGUAUYUUCUUCUCUUCUGCUAGGACCAGUAUCACGGGCAACCGCCAAAUUCCGAUAGGCGCACACGCAUUUGUUCCGAGAGUCAAUCGUAGCAAGAUGUCUACAACAACGUCGGCAACCUCGGCGUCUUCGGAUACCGAUCUAUCAUCGAUCGUAUUGGACAAUUCCUGGCCGCGUGAGCUGUCUCCCGAGACACCCGAAAACCUAGAAAAGUCUCGCAAUAUCGAACGGUUGUCUGCCGACGACGACAACCGCUCGAAGCGCCCGGUUUUCAAUGGCCAUUACGUGUUGGUGAAACCAACAGGAUUGGCCAACCCCAAAAUGGUCUUGGUCUCGGACGRUGUCGCUAGCAACCUGCUYAAACUCUCACCGGAGCAAGUGGAAUCGGAUCACUUCUUGCAAUUCGUGUCGGGAAAUGCCGUUCUCAAUGACGGCACUGCCGAAACGUGGGCUACCCCUUACGCACUUUCCAUCAUGGGGUCCCGAUACACAAACAAUUGUCCCUACGGAACCGGGAACGGCUAUGGCGACGGAAGGGCCAUCAGCAUUGCGGAAUUUAGUGGCCAUGAGUUGCAGCUGAAGGGAGCAGGAAAGACCCCCUUUGCCCGCGGUGCCGACGGACGAGCCGUCCUGCGAUCGAGCAUCCGUGAAUUCCUUGCCUCCGAGGCGAUGCACGCACUGGGAAUCGACACGACCCGGGCCUUGUCGCUGGUGAGAUCCGACAACGGUGACACGUCUCUGCGUCCGUGGUAUUCCGAUGACGCAGUCUUGCAAAUCCCGGACAUUGACGAUCCGCGGUUGGCCCAAUACCCAGUAGAAGAACGCCGUCAGAUCAUCCAGCAGCUGCGGGCAACACGAAAGGCCGACCCAAACAUGAUGAUCUCCGAGCCGUGUGCCAUCACCUGCCGAGUUGCAAAAAGUUUUGUGCGCAUCGGACACAUCGACUUGUUUGCCAGGCGUGUCCUUGCGCAGCAACAGGCAAGCUCCCAGCAAAAAUACGAUACGACCGACCGAUGUAAGAAGAGUUUGUGAACCAGAUCGAUGGACCAAGAAGUUUUUUUUGUACAUCACUAAUUCUGCUUUCGUGCUGUUCCUCUCUGUGUAAAAAUCUCAGCCUGGAAGGAGCUAGAGGAUCUGAUUUGGCAUGCUUGCAAGCGAGAAUAUAGAUCCGAAGCGUUUGAUCCGUACUUUGAAUCGAAGAACCUUGAUCAAGCUGCAACAACAUUACUUGAUUUAGCAGCGGUACGUAUUGCGGAUAUGGUGACUGGAUGGGUGCGUGUUGGAUUUGCUCAGGGUAACUUCAACGCGGACAACUGCUUGGUAGCUGGUCGAACUAUGGACUAUGGUAAGUACUAGCACGCACAUGGGUAGGAAGACGAUGUUAUGAAAAAAUGAUUGCCUCAAUUUUGACUUGUGACUUGUGUUCACCAGGACCCUUCGGGUGGAUGGAUGAAUUCACGCCACUAUUUGCAAAAUGGACCGGAUCGGGUCAACAUUUUGGGUUUUUGAACCAGCCUUCGGCUGGAUUUGCCAACUAUCAGGUGUUGGUAGAAUCCGUAGCGCCCGUCAUUGCUGUGGCUAGGAGAACUGCAGGAGUUACCGAUACCGAAAUGACGGAUAAGUUGCUAGCAUCAUUUAUGACGAAGGCUCAGGUCAUUUUUAAUCAAAAAUUAGAAGGUGUAUUUAAUCUGAAGCUUGGACUUCCCGAAGAUGCCGAUGCUGGGGAAGAUUUAUGGGGUUCUCUACAGGAUUUGCUGGCAACUACCCGUACCGAUUGGACUCUGUUUUGGAGGCAGCUGACGUAUGUUAUGAGAGACAUACAGGAUUUGGAUUCGACCGAAUACGAAUCUAUGCUAAAGCUGAUUGAAGGAGGCGAUAGUGUUAGUAACUCAAGCCCUUUUUACGAACCAUUGACCCCUCAGCAACGCAAGGACUGGGUUGAUUGGAUCAAGGAAUGGAGAGAAACACUCAARAUAACAAAACGGCCUUCGGACGAAAUAURCAAGCAAAUGAAGAUCAACAAUCCAAAAUUUGUUCUCCGAGAAUGGAUACUGGUAGAUGCCUACUCCGCCGCCGCUACCGGUGAUUUUUCACUUGUCGAGGAAUUGCAUGAGUUGUGCAAGUCUCCGUACGACGAAGGCACUCCCGACCAAAUCAAAAAGUUCUAUCGUCGGCAGCCUGAAUCAACAAUAGCGAAGGGCGGGACUGCGUUCAUGUCAUGAUCCAGUUAAGCGUGUAAAUCGAGGUCGUUCUGAGGACGACCUUUGCUUUGCUCGCGAAUAAAAAAUUGAAGGUUACAGAAAAUUUUGUCGCUCGAGUAKUGUGGGCACGGAGAAUGACAAUAGCCAAAAUACCAUGUUCAUUCAAGCKGAUCAAGACAUGGCAUUGGCUGUUUGAUAUUCCGUGUUCAAUUAAGCAAACUUGCAGACGGAAAAAAUUCUGUAACGCGGUAACAAUUGUAAUACGAAGUACGAAUUAAUUAUUACCAUACAG